CAAAAGUGACAGCAACAGCAACAGCAACAGCAACCGCAACAGCAACAUCAACAGCAACAACUCUUGUGCAACUGUAAUUGUAAUCUUUCAUGCGAAGAAACCUGCGCUUGAAUUGGAGGGCCCUGGCGCUGCUGGGCGCCCUCCUUUUAUCGGUUGAGCCCCGGGCGGGUCUGUCGUUUGUCGUAACGACAAUGUCGAGCCAAGACACAAACAGUACGCAAACAAACAGUAGUAAUAACAAUAGCAAUAACAAUAAUCAAUAUAGUAGUAAUAGUUCUAUACAAAGUGAUCAUAGUCAUAAUAGUACUCUCUCUCUGCUGAGGCGUGAAUAUAGUAUAGAGCACAAUCAAAGUAUUAGCGCUGAAUUUAAUAUGCGAACAUUAAACAACACAAAUCAAUUAACUGCCAUAAACACAACCACCAUAGCAACACCCAGCAGCAGUAGCAGCAGCAGCAGCAGCAGCCGAAGCAGCAGCAUCACAACAGAAGCAACAGUUGCCGAUGCAGAUCGAUUGGGCUUCAUUUUCUCGUCUGCGCCACGUGAACAUUUGGCCAUACUCUCACGCACAGAGCGCAGCAUACGGCAUCAGCAUCAGCACCUGCAUCAUCAGCAACUGCAACAGAGACGGCAGCAGCAGCAACAGUCGCAGGCAGAUGCUGCCACCAACAUCAACAGCAACAGCAAUAGCAACAGCAAUUUCAUUGGUUCGAAAUCGAAAAGACUGAAUAACUCUAGAAAUAAUCUACACAUAAAUAGUAGCAAUAACAACAAUCCCAACAACAGCAACAGCAACAGCAACAUAUUCAACAAUAAUCCCAGCAAUUUGGAUCGUAACGAACGCUCCACCAUUUCCCAUUUGGCGGGACCAUCGCGCAAAAUACAGUUAUAUAUGAAGAAUCGUAUACUACAAAUACUGCCAGAUGGCACCGUCAACGGCACACAGGACGAGCAGAGUGAAUACACCAUUCUGCAGCGCUCGACUGUGGAUGUGGGUCGCAUUAAGAUACAAAGUGUGGCAACCUGCCUGUAUCUGUGCAUGGAUGCGUGUGGCGCGGCCUAUGCCUCGAAAGAAUUCGACGACAACUGUGUGUUCAAUGAGAACAUGGAGCUGCACAACUACAACACAUACUCCUCCACAUACAACUCGAAUGCGAGACGUGUGUUCUACUUGGCGCUAACUGGUCAAGGUGCGCCGCGGCGCACACAAAUUCCGGCGACCAGGACAUUGGGCAAGCUGUCCACCUACACGAAUGCAAUCACCGAGACGGUGCCGCAGCAGCGGGUCGAGCAGCUGAUAGCCAAGAACUUUGGUGCCAAUCGCGUCAAGCAUGGCGUGCGCCAACUCUGUGAUACCGGCAAGCCGCUGAUUGAGCUCAUCGAUGCGGUGCACUUUAAGCCGCGACCCAAGUGCAGCAGCAGCAGCGGCAGCGGCAGCAGCAGAAGCAGCAGUAGCAGCAGCAGUAGCAGUAGCAAUAGCAGUAGUAGUAGUAGCAGCAGUAACGUUCCUGUGCCUGCGUACAGCGCCAGCAGCCUGAUUAGUAUUAGUAACGGUAGUCAAAGCGACAGCGGCCAUAUUAGCAGUAGCAUUAACAGUAGCAGUAGCAAUAACAAUAACAAUAACAGUAGCAGUAGCAAUAGCAGUAACCUUAGCAGUAAUAUUAUCCAGCACAAGAAGAAGAAGAAGCUGCGCAAGUGCCGGCCACACGAGCAGGAGCACACGCACAAUUGCCAGAGGCGUAUCGCGCCAUCGCGCGGUCCCAAGGCUCAGGCGUGCAAGGACCUGCGCGACGAGGCAGCCAGAACCGGUGCGCCGCCGCCCAACUGUGGCAAGAAGUCCGGCAGCCCAGCAGCUAAACGCAAAGCAGCUGCAGUGGCAGCGUCUGGGGGCGGCGCCAAAGGCGCCAUGCAAAGACCUAGGGCUGGCGGCGCGGCUGGCAAGCGAAAGGCGCCCAAAGUGGGCGCCAAGCAGCGACUCAACGGGCCCAAAAGGCAGCGGGCAGGCAAUGCCAGCAAGCGUAAUAAUACGCGCAAGCUGCAGCGUCUGCUUGAGCUGAGCAGCACGACAACAAGAACAACAACAACGACGAGCACUACAAUGGCCAGCAGCCUGGCAACGCCGGGCUACAGCAACGGCAACAGCUGGGAAAGCAGCUCUCCGCUGCCCGCUCUGGCGCUCAGUGAGACGAGCGAUCGGGUCGAGCGUAAUGUGCGCAUGUCCCAAGCUAGCGUUGAGGAGCCACAGAGCGAAGAUGAUGCGGGCGAGGAGGACGACGAGCUGCCAGAGCUGGACUCGCAGGAGGAGCCAGAGAACAGCUACGAGAAUGCCACGCUGGAGGGACAGGCGCGCGGCUCCGCCGUGGACGAUUCGGUCUACUACGAUCAGCUUGAUUUGCAUUAAAAUGGAAUUGCAUAAAGCAAAUAUUAAGUAAUCCCACACUAUAUGACUAAGAAAUCGAGCAAGAUCUUGUAAAACGUUUGGCUUGAGUAUGCGAUAUUGUACUUUGCAAGUUUUCAUACAUACCCACAAACACACAAACACACACACACAUACACGCAAACACACCGACAAACGCAUUACACUGCACCACACAUACUACAAAACACCGCAUCACUUCUAUAAUAAAUAUAUAUGCAUAGAUCAUGUGUAUAUAUACUGUGUACCCAACGACUGUGGUUCAAAAAGUAUUUUUGAUGCAGCGCACAGAGAUCGACACCUAUCGAUAACACUAACAACUCGUUAGCGCGCCUGCAAUCGAUCACGAAUAAGAAUAUCAAAACAAAUGAUGUAUUACUACAAAACGGAGUCUCGAGUAUUUUCUGUUUAAGUGUUUUUUCCAUUG
Messenger RNA from Drosophila hydei, 2841 nucleotides. RefSeq lists its product as uncharacterized. Gene Ontology annotation, molecular function: fibroblast growth factor receptor binding; growth factor activity. The record is from RefSeq and is a predicted model, not a curated record. Gene Ontology annotation, cellular component: cytoplasm. The transcript has 4 exons. Lineage: Eukaryota; Metazoa; Arthropoda; Insecta; Diptera; Drosophilidae. Gene Ontology annotation, biological process: animal organ morphogenesis; positive regulation of gene expression; positive regulation of protein phosphorylation. The coding region runs from base 90 to 2399 and encodes 769 amino acids.